AUGAAUGCUCCUCCCAAUUUUGACAUACAUCAGUUUAGAAAAUUAGGGAAAUUAGGUGCAAGUAUAGGAGCAAUAAUAGGUGUAACUUCAUUUGGUAGUUGGUUUUUUAAAAAUAGUUUAUAUAAUGUAGAGGCAGGGAAGAGAGCCAUAAAAUAUAAUAGAAUAUUUGGCUUGUCAAAUAAAAUAUAUGGUGAAGGUACGCACUUUUUAAUACCAUUUUUUGAGAGAUCUAUAAUAUAUGAUGUAAGAACAAAACCUAGAGUAUUAAUGUCAUUAACAGGUUCAAGAGAUUUACAAAUGGUAAACAUAACAUGUCGUGUAUUAUCAAGACCAAAUGAAAAGAAAUUAGUAGAAAUAUAUAGAACCUUAGGAAAGGAAUAUGAUGAAAAAGUAUUACCAUCAAUUAUUAAUGAAGUUUUAAAAAGUGUUGUAGCACAAUAUAAUGCUUCUCAAUUAAUUACUCAAAGAGAAGUUGUAAGUAAAUCAGUACGUGAACAAUUAGUACAAAGAGCAAAAGAUUUUAAUAUACUUCUUGAUGAUGCAUCUAUUACUCAUUUAAGCUUUAGUAAUGAAUACGAAAAAGCUGUUGAAGCUAAGCAAGUUGCACAACAAGAAGCAGAAAGAAGUAAAUAUGUUGUUCUUAAAGCAGAACAAGAAAAAAAAUCUACAAUUAUUAAAGCACAAGGAGAAGCUGAAGUAGCCAAAUUAAUAGGUCUUGCUGUUAAAGACAAUCCUGCAUUUAUGGAAUUAAAAAAAAUUGAAUUAUCAAGAGAAGUUUCAAAUAUUAUAUCAAAAUGUCAAAAUAAGGUUAUGCUACCUACGGAUUCGUUGUUAAUAAAUUUUACAAAAUAA
This is a messenger RNA of Plasmodium adleri (nom. inval.), 852 nucleotides long. Its product is annotated as prohibitin, putative. Gene Ontology annotation, biological process: mitochondrion organization. Bases 1 to 852 code for a protein of 283 amino acids. Lineage: Eukaryota; Apicomplexa; Aconoidasida; Haemosporida; Plasmodiidae. The transcript has a single exon. The record is from RefSeq and is a predicted model, not a curated record. Gene Ontology annotation, cellular component: mitochondrion; membrane.